CUAGAGCAACAGGAUGAUCCCUCCACAGGGACAGGGCAAGUUCUGAUUGAAUCUGGGGGGGAAAUACAUUAUUUUGCUUUUAUUCCAUCCCUUUUCUGUCGUAAGUGCAUUUUAUAAAGGGAUUUCAGUGGCAGAGAAUGAAUGUCGAAAUGAUCUGUUUACUGCUCUGUACUUGAGAGAGUGUGUGUUUGAGAGAAAGUAAGGGAUUAAUGAUUUGGCUUCCCUGACCAGCUUUCGUAGCGUGUGUGAUGGAGACACACGAUCAGGAAUACGUAGAGAGCUGAAAACAGUCAGGAGGAUUGGAGGGUGAGUUGAGUUGAAUGCAUAUAGCUAAAUCAAAGCAGGAUAUUACAACUCUAAUGAGAGAAAGGCAGACUUCUUAUAGCUAGGGAGUGUUUUCCAUGCGCCUCACACACACACACUAAUGCAUGGAGUUAGUAUCUGGAGAAGGUUAGAGAGGCAGCAACUUCCUUCUUUGAGUGCGUGGGACGAGAGAGCGGGUGUGUCGCCUUUUGGAAAUUAAUGGACGUACAGUUCAGUGUUUGGUGUGUGACGGACAGUGUCUCAGAGAGAGAGGUAUGUCGGAUGGUAGCCACAACCUUAGGGCUCUCCUGGAAUAAAGUGUUCUCUGUUAUUAGUUCUGAGGAAGAAGCUCUUUCUUUUGGACUAUUGGCUUUCUUCCUCUGUAUUUCUUAUUGUGGCUGGGGUGUGACAGUCGUGGAGUGAACCUGUAAGGAAAAUUAAAGGGGAGACACCUGGGGAUGUAUUGUGAUUCUCAGUUGGAUGAUGGCACAAAGACAGAGAUGAUGAUUAUCCCAGGAUACUGCAGUGACAGAGGAGAGGCUUUCUCCUCACACCCAGCACCCAGACUAAAGCUCAAGAGGGUCAGAUUCAAGGAUCUUCAUGUGCCAGUAGGUGUGAUUGACAAUCCAGACAACAUGGACAGCCUGAAAAGGAACGUAUUGGAACAUAAUGGACGACAGACUCACCAACACCAGGUCUUACAGAGUACUCCAUUGGACCUGAUCGAGAUGGGCAAGUCACUGAGGUUCCAAGCAGAGCACCCCCACCUGGUCAGUCUGGGUAGUGGCCGUCUCAGCACAGCCGUCACCCUGUUACCCCUGCAGGAAGGGAGGACGACCCUGGGCAGUGGGAACACAGACAUCCCUCUGCAGGGUCCAGGCAUCACUGAUCAACACUGCUAUAUCGACAAUAGGGCAGGCAAUAUCACCCUCAACCCCUGUGGGAACCAUUGCUCCAUGGAUGGUCUCCCCAUCUCCAAGCCUGUACACCUUUCACAAGGGUGCAUGCUGUGUUUUGGUCAGUCAGCCUUUUUCCGCUUCAACCACCCAGAAGAGGCCCUCAGAAUGAAGAGCAUGCUGCCUGGAGGAAGCCAGGGGCCCAGCCCCUACAAAAGCCAUCACACAGACUCCCACACGGUGCUGAAUGGGAACCACCAGCCUGCCCCCCAUGAGAGGACCCGUUCCGGCUCUGGCCCACACCCAGGCCCCCUGACCAGCACCAUAGAGAGGGACCUCCAGGACAUCAUGGACUCUCUGGUGAUGGAUGACCCCCAGUCCUCCGGGAAGCUGGCCCACCACCCCAUCCCUCAGUCCCCCCUCUCCCCCAUGCUGAAUGGGGGAGGAUGUUACCUGCUCUACCCUCCCACCAGCCCUGGGGCCAUGUCCAUGGGCUCCAGCUAUGAGAACGCCUCCCCGCCCGGCCCCUUCUCCCCGUUCUCCUCUCCUCUGUCGGCUGCCAGUAGUGAUGCUUUUCCGGGGCCUGAUACUCCUCCAGUGCCUGCCCGCUCCUCCAGCUACACCCUCACCACCCAGACCCCUGUCACCCAGACACGUACCACCCCUCCUGGGGGCUACAGUGGACCUGCUGAUGUGCAGAGGGUCCCGGAGAGCCCCAGGCCUCUGAGGAGGGCCCUAGCGGAGUCCUUGCCAAGCCCCACUGCUUCCCGUAGAGGUGUGGGUCAAGACAGCCCAGUAGGCAGUUCAGAGACUCCUAGAGCAGUACAUGGACCAUCCCACAUCCCAGUCUCCAGCGCCAGACUAAACUCUAAGUUCUCUGGAUGUCAGGCAUCCACGGCCCCCUCCAGCCCUAGGGUGAGGGUGGGUGGCUUAGGCUCUCGUCCUCCCAGCCCCCAGCACCUCUUCCAGGCCCAGUCCCACACAGACAGCCCUCAGCAGACACGUAGGACCCCAGAGCCCUCUGGACCCUACAGUCUGAGGGAGCUACCCCCUCCCAGCCCCUCCAUGUCUCGUAGAGGGGCUUCUCCAGCACAGGGCUCCCUCCAGGAUAGGGGGCUGCGAGCCAGGAGUCCCUCUCCCACCUCCGGGGGAGGCAGGCAGCAGAAGGGCAGCCCGGGUAUCGCCAUUACCCCAGCCUUGGGCUCUCUGUCUGGGUCUGGGACAGGAACUGGGCCCUCUCCUCUCACGAGCCCCCAGGGACAGAGGAAGAAGUCUGGUAGUGCUGGGGCCACCAGGGACCCAGCUGGAGCAUCUAGGGACCCCAAGGGGCCUUUACGGCCCCGGACCCGGGAACGCAAGAACAGCAUCUCAGAGAUCAGUGACAACGAGGAUGAGCUGCUGGAGUACCACCGCUGGCAGAGAGAGGAGAGACUCCGCGAGCAGGAGAUGGAGAAGCUGGAGCGACAGAGGUUGGAGACCAUCCUUAGCCUGUGUGCGGAGUACACCAACUCUCCCCAGUGUCUGGGUGGUGAGACAGGGAGUACAACAGGGCACUUCCCUGGACCAGGGGAGGGGGGCGCUAGAGAGAGACCCUGUACAGAGACAGGUGGUGGGGCGACUCAGCGAGGAGGAGUGACUCAGAGGCAGAGAGAGAGUGACGAGGAGAACCAGAGAGAGGAGUCCAGCAGCACAGAGAGCACUCACCAGGAGCAGGAAGACUCAGGGUCAGGGUUAGGUCUGGGUGUGUCAAGGUUAGGAUCAGGAUCAGGUGUGUCUGGGCGUCAGGAGCAGCAGUACCUGGAGGAGGAGAGGACCAGGGUUCUGUCCAGGGUGGAUAAGCUGAAACACAGAGUCACAGAGCUGGAGCAGCAGCUACAGGAGUCCAGACAGGAGGCGGAGAUGGAGAGGGCUCUGCUGCAGGGGGAGAGGCAGGCUGAGCAGGAGCAGGUCGAGGCAGAGACAAAGAUCAUCUCUCAGCUCCAGUCUAAACUCAGCCAGCUGGACAGGGCCACCCAGAGGGAGAAAGACAAGGGGAGGGCUAAUGUGUCUACUGAGCGGCAGCUGCUGGAGAGACUUCAUGAGGGGUACAGUGAGCUGAAGAGCCAGGUUCAUAACUGUCCUGAAUCUCUGAGGGAACAGUUACAGGAGCAGCUACGGAGGGAGGCAGAUGCGCUUGAGGUGGGGACCAAGCAGUUUGAGGACUUGGAGUUCCGUCAGCUGGAGAGAGAGAGCGGUCUGGAGGAAGAGAAGGAGACGCUCAGCAGACAGCUACUCCUGGAAAGGGCCGAGUACCACCGCAGCGUGGCCAAGAGAAAGGAGAAGAUGGGUGCUCUGGAGGUGCAGGCCAACCAGCUAGGGGUGCAGGCAGCUCAGGACUGUGAGAGGAUGGGUAAAGACAGGACCCUGGCCCUACAGCUGCUUCAUAAAGAGAAGGACAGGCUGUCUACUCUGGAGAAGAGAUACCACACUCUGACAGGAGGACGGAGCUUCCCCAAGCCCUGCAGCACCAUGAAAGAGGAAGUACCAGUGCUGCAUAUCAGCGAACCUGACCUGGUACAGGGGGAGGUUGUCCCUCCUCCACAUCCUCCCUGCCCUCCUCCUGCCUCCUUCUCUUCUUCCUCCUCAUACACCCCCUCCCCUGACCUCUGUCCCACCAGGCCACAGGAGGAGUACCUCAGGCUCGCUGAUGUCUAUAAGAUGUAUGGGAGCGGUGGUCCUCUCCCGACCUACUCUACCUCCCCUGCUCCUCACUGCCUCUCUCUCACUGUUGCUGCAGCAGCUCUGCCCGGCGAGGAAUACGUCACAGUUAGUCAGUUAAGCCAGAUGUUGGGGAUGCAGAAACUUGGCCCCUCCCCCGCACUUUCUAUCCAGUCAUUCCAGCUUGCGCUCGCUGACGCUGCCUUCUCCUGCCACACAACUCCAUGUGACACCUCCCCCACUAUCUCAGUUGAGAGCCAGCCUGAGUGGAUUAGACCUCACAACCCGGCCCUUAACUUAGAGCGCUGGUACCAGGACAUAAUGUCAGCAGGGGAGCCCCACCACCAGUCAUGCCCUCCCCCUCUCCCUGCUAAGUCUCACUCCUCACGCAGACCUAGCCAGGUGUACCGGUCAAAACCAGAUGGUGAUGUAGGUCAGACAGCAUCACGCUCUAGUAGUGUCAAUGGUACUGCCAGCCCUCCACAGUCCAAUGGGGUUACACUGGGCCGAAGCACACCCAUCAAGGGUCUCCAGCUGGUGUCCAGGGAGCUGUCGGCAUCAGGCCCUCCAGACAUGGUGAUGGACACCAGGAGACAGCUGUCACUGCAGAGCAAAGGCCCUUCUCCCAUGGUCCACCACUCAAUCCUGCACCACCAGACACCCCCCUCAGGGGACCCGCAGUACGACACCCUCAGCCUGGAGAGCUCUGACAGCGUCGAGACCUCCGUCUCCACCGGCAACAACUCUGCCUGUUCUCCAGAAAGUGGCAGUGGGCUUGAGGCCCUGAGGAUCGAGGAGAUGGAGAAGAUGUUGAAGGAGGCUCAGCAGGAGAAAGCCAGGCUGGUUGAGAGCAGAGAGAGGGAGGUGCAGGCGCGGAGGCAGAUGUUGGAGGAGGAGCGGAGGAGGCGCGAGGAGGCCGAGAGGAGGUUGCAGGACGAGACGACCCACAGGCAGAGACUGGUGGAGGAGGAGGUGAAGAUGAGAGAGAAGCACUUCUCUCAGGCCCGCCCCAUGACACGCUACCUACCCAUCAGGAAGGAGGAGUUUGACUUGCGUUCGCACGUGGAGUCAUCUGGUCACAACGUAGACACCUGUCCCUACGUCAUCCUCUCAGAGAAGAUGUGCAAGGGACACCUGGUCAAGAUGGGUGGCAAGAUCAAGUCGUGGAAGAAACGCUGGUUUGUCUUCGACCGCCUCAAGAGGAACUUCUCCUACUAUGCUGAUAAGCAUGAGUCCAAGCUGAAAGGACUGAUCUACUUUCAGGCUAUAGAGGAAGUGUACUACGAUCACCUGCGCAGUGCCACUAAGAGCCCCAACCCGUCGCUGACCUUCUGUGUGAAGACUCACGACCGGCUCUACUUUAUGGUGGCCCCAUCUCCAGAGGCCAUGAGGAUCUGGAUGGACGUCAUAGUAACCGGGGCGGAGGGAUACACACAGUUCAUGACCUGAGGGACUGAGCUCUCCGGGUGACAGACCUUCCGACAGGGUUGUGUUUGUUAGGGCAUGUAAUGGAAAAACAUUUUUAAACCAUUUACAACAGAAAACAAAAAUGUUAGUUUAUUUUUGGACAAGUCCUAGUAGUUCCUCUAUGUUUCAGUCCUUCUUCUUCCGUUUGGUGCCUAAUGAACAUGACCCAGGAGAGAGAGAGACCAUGGGCUUGCUGCUCCCAGAUUUCUGUCUGCAGCGCUGCACUCCACUACUGCUGUUCUUUGAGUCCUUGUUUAUUUGGCCUUUAUUUAACUGUGCAAGUCAGUUAAUAAGAACAAAUUAUUUUUUCAAUGACGGCCUAGGAACAGUGGGUUAACUGCCUUGUUCAGGGGAAGAACGACAGAUUUUUACUUUGACAGCUCGGGGAUUCGAUCUUGCAGCCUUUCGGUUACUAGUCCAACGCUCCAACCACUAGGCCUACUUGCCUACAGCAGUCUAAGGCACUAGCUGUGUCACUACAGAUCCUGGUUUGAUUCCAGGCUGUGUCGCAGCCGGCUGCGACCGGAUGACCCAGCGUCAUGGUUUAGCGUUGUCUGGGUUAGGGGAGGGUUGGGCUGGCCGGGAUGUCCUUGUCCCUUCGCUCUCUAGCAACUCCUGUGGUGGGCUGGGCGCAUGCAGUGCGACUUGGCGGGGUCGUGUUUUGGAGGAUGCACAGCUCUCGACUUUCGCCUCUCCCGAGUCCGUACGGGAGUUGCAGCGAUGGGACAAGACUGUAACUACCAAUUGGAUACCAUGACAUUGGGGAGAAAAAGGGGGGAAAAAUAAAGAUGCAUAUGGGGUUUAGAGGGUGUGUGUGUGUGUGUAAGAGGAUAAGAGAUAAGGAUAAGAGCGUCUGCUCAAUGACUAAAAUGUAAAUGUAUAUAUAUAUCUCAGUCACCAGAUCUCAACCCAAUUGAACACUUAUGGGAGUUUCUGGAGUGGCGCCUGAAACAGCGUUUUCCACCACCAUCAACAAAACACCAAGUGAUGGAAUUUCUCGUGGAAGAAUGGUGUUGCAUCCCUCCAAUAGAGUUCCAGACAGAAUAUAUGCCAAGGUGCAUUAAAGCUGUUCUGGCGGCUCGUGGUGACCCAAUGCCCUAUUAAGACUCUUUAUGUUGGCGUCUCCUUUAUUUUGGCAGUUACCUGUAGCUUUCCAGAGGUAGCCCUGGGUCUCAGACCAGUAAAGAUCAUAAAGGAAGAAAGGUUUUUACAUACGAUACUUAAAGGGAUGUGUUUUUACUCACUCUGUUUAAUAUAAUAGUCAGUUUAAGGGCUCUAUUCAAUCCGUAUCGCAGAAGGUCAGCAUUACAGGGUGAUUGAAAUGUAAAGGCAAUGUUCCUGCAUUAGCGGAGACUACAUUCAUGGUAAACGCUGCGUAUGUCGGCUCAGUCUGAAAUUACUUUUAUAUUUCUAACGCUUCAGCGACACAGAUUGAAUAGAGCCCCUAAGCGCUGUAUUUAUAUUAUAGAAUUUUAGCCAGACUAGCUAAAUGAGAGUUUAUACUACCUGACUGUCUCUGGAUCUAUAAAGGGAACUUUAUAAAGACAAUAUGAACAUUUGUAAAGGAUCGUUUCCCUUUUGUUGCCAAAUGUUUUUAACAGAGUGUAUGUGCUACUAUAUUGCCUCUGAAAAUAAUUCCUAUUUUAUUGAAUUUGACUAAUAUUUGAUUAACUAUAAGUCAUCAUAUUAAUGGCAUAUUAUUUAGAUUUCACUCAUUCUGAUGAAAUCUAAAUCUUUGUGCCAGCUAUUGUAUGCUUUAUGUAUGUUUGGUCAGACUGUCAGAAAAAUUGUAUUCGUUUUUUUUAUAUUAUUUUAAAGACUUUUCAUAUGGAAAAUAACAUAACACAAGCACACCAACAUUUAAAACCAGUCUUCUACACCGCGAACAGGGCGGUACUGACAGUGUUGACACUUUCUCCACAUAAACACUUUUAAAUAAAAUUUGCAAAUGCAUAAUUACCAA
This is a messenger RNA of Oncorhynchus mykiss (rainbow trout), 7326 nucleotides long. RefSeq names its product pleckstrin homology-like domain, family B, member 1a (gene phldb1a). Lineage: Eukaryota; Metazoa; Chordata; Actinopteri; Salmoniformes; Salmonidae. Gene Ontology annotation, cellular component: basal cortex. Gene Ontology annotation, biological process: regulation of microtubule cytoskeleton organization. The record is from RefSeq and is a predicted model, not a curated record. Gene Ontology annotation, molecular function: protein binding.